Heteronotia binoei (common prickly gecko) is the source of this 1090-nucleotide messenger RNA. Its product is annotated as putative transferase CAF17, mitochondrial. The record is from RefSeq and is a predicted model, not a curated record. Gene Ontology annotation, molecular function: protein binding. Lineage: Eukaryota; Metazoa; Chordata; Lepidosauria; Squamata; Gekkonidae. Gene Ontology annotation, cellular component: mitochondrial matrix.
GAUGUCGGCGGGGAGGCCGAAACAUUCUGCCGCUGCGGUUUCCCUCAGGCCGCCAUGCUGGUGAGGGCGAGCGGAGUGCUGCGGGGUCUUCCCCGCGGCCUGCACCUCACGACCCUACGGGGCCUGACCGGGACGGAGGCGGCGAGCCCGGCCGCUGACUGCUUCCCGCUGAACCGCGGUCUGCUCCGUCUCCAAGGCCGGGAGGCCGAGCCCUUCCUCCAAGGCCUGCUGACCAAUGACGUGACGCUCCUCGCGGCUGGGGGCGGGGCCUCCGAGGCGCCUCGCGCGCAAUACGCGCAUCUCCUCAACGUCCAGGGGCGGUGCCUUUAUGACGUCAUCCUGUACAGGGUUCGUGAAAGCUCUCAAGAAGAGACCCACAUUCUCUUGGAGUGUGACUCUGCAGCCUUGGACUCCCUUCAGAAGCAUCUGAAACUGUAUAAGAUCCGAAGGAAAGUGAGCAUCGCUCCUUGCCUUGACCUGUCUUUGUGGGCUGUGAUCUUGAAGGAGCCGUCUGAGGAGGUUUCCCGGAAGCUCCAACACCGCUCUGGCAACGCGGUGGUUGUCGCGUCGGACCCCAGAGGAGACAUUAUGGGUUGGAGGCUGAUAACCAACCAAAGCACAAACCCGCUAGAGAUUGUUCCCGGAAGCCGGAUUGGAAAUAUCAAAGAUUAUCAUAGGCACAGGUACAAACAAGGCAUCCCUGAAGGCAUUAAAGCUCCUACUGGAAUAGCCCUACCUCUGGAAUCCAACCUGGCUUACAUGAAUGGUAUCAGUUUCACCAAAGGCUGUUACAUCGGACAGGAGUUAACUGCUAGGACCCACCAUAUGGGUGUCAUCCGUAAACGCCUCUUGCCGAUAGAGCUCGCAGUACCCAUGCCUUCCGAAAGCAUUCCUAACGGUGCGGAAAUCGUUACGGAAUCGGGGAAGUCGGCUGGGAAGUACCGGGCCGGAAGCGAUGAGCUUGGGAUAGCCCUGCUCCGACUGGCUCACGUGAACGAACCGUUGCGUCUAAAACUCCCCGGUGACGCGACCGUGAAUCUCACAGCUUCCGUUCCCGAAUGGUGGCCGAAGGCUACAAACGCGUAGAAGA